AUCUCAUUACAGUCAGGAUAUUCAGUGCUAAUCUGCCUUUUUAAUUUGUUCUCCUCUUCUUUAUAUCCUUUGACAUCAUUCCAGGAGGAAUUUUGAAAGGAAUUACUUGUUUAAGAGCAGGAGGUAUUUUUGGGUACCCCUUAGACUACAACAAUGUAUUUAUGACAAAUGAGCAGUUACUAUUAUCUGGAAUUUGGGACGUGUGUCAGGAGAGAUUUCUGUGGAAAUAAAAAAAUACUGCACUGAAAACACCAAGUGCUGGUUCAGGAAACCUUCUGUGAGCUUAAACUUAGCUUUCAUCUCACCAAAAACUGUCCAAGUGUCCCUGCCCAUGUGCAGGAAUCCUCUUGUGGGUGACCUGAACCACAGGCCACAAGAGCUGCUUUGUAAACUGUAAAUAAAUGGGUGAAGCUCAGGUUUCCUCCUCCACCAAGUGUGGCCAUUCUAGAAACACUCAUGAAACAGCUCCCACUCCUGUUCCCAUACCUGGUGAGAUCCCUUCCCACAGAGGGAAGGGUUUGCUCUCUCCUCACCAAAUGUCUUUGUGGGCUGGUGGGAUUUCCCAGUGGGAGGAAGCCAUGGAUGGGAUCCUGGCAGUAGGAGCUCAGGUGAGCCACACAGGAGGAGUCUGUGGCUUCAGCCCCUGCCUGUGCUCCCUUCAUGCACCUGCUCUUCACCCAAGUUUACCUUUCUCUUACCUGUGCAGAGGCUGUAUCUGACCAGUGCUGUGCCCAGGGAGCUCUCUGGCACUGAUUUGGUGACAGGAGCAGGGACUGUGCCCUCACAGCAUCCUUGUAGGGUAGUCAGCAUUCCCUGCCUCCUCCUGCCACAUCCCAACCCCUGUCUCCAUGGAGGGUGGGCACUGGCAGUGCCAAAACUCUGUCAGGGGCCUCUGGAGCUCUCCAUGGAUGGAACUCCAGCACCUGAGAACAUCUCCCAGCUCUGUUUCAUUCAUAUGAACAGAUGAAUCCAAACAGCACUUAGAGCAAGUCCCAGGAACUGGGAUGUCUAUUCCAAAUGCCUGUGUGGUGACCCAUGGGGCUGCUCCUGAUCCCUGACACCCUUGGCCAGGGUGUCACCUGUUUUCUCACACUCUGCCCAGAUUCCUUCAGCACGAGGACAAACCCUAUCCACCCACAGGAGAUAAACAUCUCAAACCCCUGAGGAGAAGGAGGAAAUCAAACCUGGCUCUGCUGCAUUCUGGAUGACAGUUUUAACCCCUAAAUUAUAGUCUGGAAGAGGUGGAGGGAGCAGGAGGGAACCCUAGCAGCAAUCCUGCCUUGAGGGACAGACAUGGAAUGAAGGGACAGAUACCUCUGGCUGUCACCAACAGAAAGCAGGAAGGGACCUUCCAGCCAGAAGCUCCAGUUCCUUCCCAAAGGACACUGUAGUGUUCAGAAAAUGCUGGCAGCACUACAGAAAAUGCUGAAGUUUCGAGAAGAUGGGAGAAACAUCUUGAGCUCCUCAGGGUUCUGCCCUGGGCACCUCCCCUGGCUUCUCCGGCUGUUCCUGAUUCCUAACACUCCUCCUUGGACUCAUCACCAAACCCUGGGGCAAGGUAUUCUUCCCUAACUGGCAUUUCAAUGGACAGAGACCACAUGAAAGAUCUCAGAAGAUACCUGGCACUGAAGUAUAUCCAAUACCUCGUCCUGUCUUCCUCCAACGCUGUCAGCACCCUCCUGGGGCUGCUGGGCAGCGCGUACACCAUGAUCCUCCUGCAGUCUGCCAAGGUCUCCUCCAAGUCCACUGCAGUCCUCAUUUCCAGCCUGGCCCAGGCAGACAUCCUGGUUUUGCUUAGCCUUGUUUCUGACGUGGUUUUGGGGAGUUUUGGUGCCGCUGUCUCUCCCGCAGCCUCGGCCGUGGCACGGAUCCUCCUCACGGCCAACACCCACGUGAGCUGCGUCCUGCUCAGCUGUGUGGCCUUCGAGGCCUACAUGAUCACCUUCCUGCCCUCGGAGUCACGGCCCCUGCGCACUGUCAGGAACGCCAGGCUGCUGUCCAGGGUGAUCUGGGCGCUGGUGGCCGCAGAGUGUGCCCUGUUCCUCGUGGAUGACCACCUGGGGGCCGGCGGGGCCUCCUCUCCGUCCCGUGGCCCUCCGGGGCUCCUGUUCCAGCUCUGCGGCGCGGCCGCGGCCCUGCUCAGGUCCCUCAGCUACAUCCUGGGAAUUCUGCUGAGGAUUAUCAAUGUCUACAUUUACUACAAGAUAUUUUUCAGCAUGUCUCCCAGGUCUAGACUCAAAUCCAAGUAGGAUGUACCUUCUGGGAAUGCUGGAGCGACACAAGGCCCUUCAAUGCAAUUCCAAACCAUUUGGAAACUGUUCAAUAACCAGGACCAAGGCUCACCAGGGAGGUUAAACCUUCCUGAUUCCUGGUACUGUUAUUGAGAAGAGUUUGGGGCUGAGGAGCCCCUUGGCAUUAAGACACCACAGCUGGUGUGUGUUUAUUUAGACUUCAUUCACUGUAGAGGUGAAACAAAAGACAUUUCACGGUAGUAAAUCAACCACACUAUUUUUUAUAUAAAAAGGGUGCUUAAAUGCUUCCUCAGGGAUCUGUUGAGCCAAGAGUUGUGUAGUUGUUUACUGAAGACAGGAUCUAUGUCCUAAGAUAUUCCUAACUCAGGUGACCCCCAGGCUCUGCAGGUAAGCUGGAGAGACAAGGUGAGCACCAAGAUGUCCAAGGUGGGCUCAGGGCAUCAGCCCCACCUGGAGAGUUCCUGGGACAGAGCUGGGCUGAGAUGCCACGCUUUGGAACAUUCCCAGAGCUGUUCUUGGGAGGUUGUCACAGCAAAGUAGGAAACAGCUUCUCUCACAUCCUUCUUCAGAAAUAAAAGGGUGGAAAGCUGCAAUGCAGGUCUUUGCUUCAGCCCUAGGAGAGAGAGUUUUAGAACCCCCCUGUGUGGAGGGUUCCAUGUACUGCAUCCAGAGGCAUCCCCAGUGAUUCCCUGGCUGCGGGUUUAGAGGCAGGGAAGGAUUUGCUGGCAUUAGCAGAGCUGUCCCACCUCCCCUGGCAGUGGUGUGGAAGAUCAUAGCCACCAAUGUCUUUCUGACCACACUGGGGCUUGGGUGGAUGUGUGAGAGCUGUUCCCAGCUGUUGAUUCCUGGGAUUUCCUCAACUCUCUGGGAUUUUAUCAGCAAAACACAAAGGUGUUCCAGACACCUCUGACACUACCCAACUCACACAUGGCCAUGGGCACUUCCAAAUCCUCCAGAAUUCCCAUGGGACCUCCAGGUACAGGCUGUGGUGAGGAGAGACUGAACUUCUGCCAGAUGUUCUGUCAUCCUCAGAUCUUUCUGCCACCCCCAGAUCAUUCUGCCAUUCUCAGGUCUUUCUGCCAUCCCCAGAUGAUUCUGCCAUUCCCAAAUCCUUGUGCCAUUCCCAGCUCAUGGCUGCAGCACCAGCAGCAAGUGCUGAGUGCUGACUUUGCUUCUCAGGAGACUCAAAAAGAAGCUCUGCCAAGGGCUGGGGAUCAGUAAAAUCAGAGCAGAAAUGUAAUCAAGUCAAUUAAAGCCCUGGAUGAAUAUUCCCAAUCAAAGCUGAUCCCAUCAGCAGGAAGGAUGUCCUAAUAACUUGAUGCACUGUGAUAACCUGUUCCUGCUCCUGAAGCCUGAAGUGAGAGACUCCCAGGAGAGAUGAAAUGUUACUUGAAGUGCUGUAUUUAUUAAAAAUGUAUUUUGUUAAAGCCUGGACAUUAUUUAUGUAUUUUUGCUGAGGUUCUGCUAGAGAGAUCUAGAGGAGAUUAUUUUGUUACAGCCCACAUUGGCAAGGUUUUAUAGUGAACAUUAAGACCACGUUUGACUGCUUGAUUGGCUAAGAGGGACAGAGAGAACCCAGUGACACCGGGGCUGUUCUAUCUCCUGCCCCAUCUCAGCAGAUUCACAGUUUUGCUGUGGUGCAGUUCCUGGCAGCUGGUCCCCCUCAGCCCCACUUCUGAUCACCUUUGCAGAUGGAGAGGAAACAAAACCCUGCACAGGAUGAUCAAACUGAUAAAUGGAAGAGUUCCCCCUGUCAGCGGAAAGCCACCAGGGAAGACCCAGAGGCUGCUGGUGGUUUUGCUGUGCUGCUGAUGGGUGCUGUGGGGGAAAGCCCUUCCUGCUGUUCCCCAGGGCCAAGAGCAGCCAAGAGCUCCCCCAAAAGGGGAGGAAGUGAUUUCCCAGGAGAAUGAGCAGCAUUUAAGCUUUUCCUUUGGCUGGUUCCACCUCUGCACAUGGAAGAGCUCAGGUUAGAUUUGGUGACCUUGGAGAUCCCUUCAGCCUCAAUGAUUCUCUGAUGACCCAGUGUCCCUCCUGAUAGCAGCUGGGGUUUGUGGCAGUGGCCAGGCUGAAAGGGAAGGAGAUGCUCCACAAGGAAAUUCUGGGGCAGAACACCAGUGUUGUGGUGUGAAGCUCUGCUUCCUCCUUGCCUUCCCCCUGCCCUCUUCCUAAUUGCUGUCUGUCAAGUUCCACAUUCCAGCAAGGGCAUCGUGUAAUUGGCAGAAGUUCAAAAGAUGCUUUUCAGACCUGGAGUCAUUGGCCGGUCCAGGUGUCAUUGUCCCCUGAGACCCUCCCCCUCCCACCUGGUUGGUGGCUCACCUAUCCUCUCCCUCCCACCUCCCUGUGAGCUUAAAAGGCAUUGGAGCCAUGUGGUCCCUGUUCUGUUGGAGUAGUUACCGAGAUUCAGAACUGUGUCAUCUUGGAAUAAACUCUGGAUUUAACCCUCUGGCAGAACCCGCUCUCUUUCUCUUCACCAUCACCUGAACCUUUUCCACUAGAGGUAAACUGAGUUUCUGCUUUGCAUGGGCUCAUUCCGAGUGCCUAGCUGCAACUGCCUGCGAGCUAAAGGUGUCUCUGAGGAGAAAUAUCCCCAGCAGUCAUCUCUAGCACAGUGCAAUCAAUACACCAGGCUUGGAGAGAUCUGCAUGGCUGGGACACCCAAAGCACUUUGCAGUCAAGGACAGAACCUCCAUUCCCCUUGUUCACAUCCUCAUCUGAAGAUUCCAAAUCCUUAUAAAGAGGCUUUUCUACAGUUCAGCUAAAGCAGAUGAGCUAUUUUUAUUUUUCACUUGGAUAUGAUUCCCAGAGUCGUUUUGGCUGGCUUCUGGUGGUUGAUGUAGCUGUGGCUAUGGGGUCAGGCCAUUCUCUGCAGAAGAGCUCAGAAUCUGCCUUUGCCAAGAGCUUGGAAUCACAAAAUCAUGGAAUGGUUUGGGUAGGAAAGGGUGGAUCUAAUCCAGCCCCUGCCAUGGGCAGGGACACCUUCCACUAUCCCGGGUUUCUCCAAGCCCUGUCCAUCUGUGGAUGCUUCCAGGGAUGCAGCCACAGCUUCUCCAGACCACCUGUGUUUAUCUUGGAGCUAUUUCCUGCACCAAACCCCCAAUCCAUCCUCUCCAGGACCACAAGAGCCUUUUCUGGAGUGCAGGGAGAUGCACCCAUUCCUGCAACAGAGAAUUACAAUGGAAGCACAUGGAAUUCAAAUAGCAAUCACAGCUGGCAUGGGGCAGCUGAAGGAAGGCAUUUCCCUCUCACAAGACAUUCUCCCAGGACAUUGGAUCAGUGUAAACUUUGCCUCUUGGAAGAAAAGUAGUUUAGAUUUCACUGCUUGUGAGUGUCAGCCAGGCAGGACUUGCAUCACUGCAGCAGCACCAUGAAAGCAGAAAGGUGAAAUAAAAGAAUUUUUGGAACAGAUAUGUAAUGGUGCCCAUGAAAAGGAAAUUCCCAUGUCAUAGGAAUGACCAAAAUCCUAAAAUUAGAGCUGAGGUUACACAGCAUGUUUACGUUACUUAAUGAUUAAGGCAAGGAGGGAACUUUUCUCCUACUUUUGCUGGGAAGCCUCUUUCAAAGAGAGUUUGAUAAUAGUCCAGGGAGAAGGAAAGACUCAGGCAGGAAGGUAUUUUUCUACAACUUCGUCAUUUUUAGAGAUGAGCUUCCUGAAGCAUCAGUAAUCCAAACACUUGGAUUUAGACCUCACACCACCCACAGAGCCAACUGAAUUGAGGAGAUGGGUUUGCUCCCGGCAGUAAAUCAUGUUAAAAGACGUUGAAUGUUCUUGGGAAAUGUUGCUCUCUCAAGAUCAAAAUUCUGGAAAAUUAGGGGCAAUUUGGUUUCUUCUAACAGAUGCUGGCUCCAUUUUCUUGAAUUCACAGACAUUUCUCUGAAUGCCACUUAAAGGACCUCCGGGGGUGUUUAAUAACGAAACCAAGCACUAUGGACAGUGCAAGAAGGUGUUUGGCCCCGGCUGGGAGCAGUGAGUGGCCCUGGCCACCCCAACCACACGCAGUGUCCGACACGUCCCGUCUGAGUGAGGGCUUUUGGCUCUUGUUCCCGUUCGCUGCAUCAUUCCUGGAAUCGCUCCUGGCCGGGGAUCUCCGCUCUCGCUUGCACAUCGUGCCCUCUGCUGGGAGAGGGAGACCAAACCAGCCCGAAGGAAAACCCGGCUGUGCUCCGGCACUGCCUGGAGACCUGGGACAAAGGCACAGGACAGGGGGAAUGGCUUUAGGAUGGAGGAGGGCAGAGUUAGAUGGAUAUUGGAAAGGAACUCUUCCCUGUGAGGGUGGGCAGGCCCUGGCACAGAGUGCCCAGAGAAGCUGUGGCUGCCCCUGGAUCCCUGGAAGUGCCCAAGGCCAGGUAGGACAGGGCAUGGAGCAGCCUGGAAUAGGGGAUGGUGUCCCUGCCCAUGGAUGGGCUUUAAGGUCUCUUUCCAAGGGGCCAGUCUGUGAUCCCACAAGGGGGCACAGGAGGCAGCAGGUCACAGCUAGCUCCACAUCUGGUUGCCAAAGACGCUUUUCAGUGGCCACACAAUCCCCCUUGGUUAAUACCUUGUUUUGGGACCUCUCACUUGCAGGGUGCAAUUGCCAGUUAAGUCCCCUGGGGGCUGUUUAUCCUUUGAGCCCAGGAUGGUUUGAGUCAGGAAAAGCCAUUGCCACACCGAGUCAGCCAGAGCCCUGCAGUGCUCUGCAACCCUCUGGCCCUGCAGGAGGCAUCCUGGAUGGAUAUCUUUACAGCAGAACUAGGAAAAAUGGGAUUGGGUGUGCUCUGGAGGCUGUUCCUGGAGAGCUGGCACACACGGCUGCGAGGAUGGGACAGGGAUGGACCAGGACUCUAACUGGGGGUGACACAGUCAAUUUCACAGUCCUUUCCCUCGCACUGACUCCCAUGUUUUCCUGAAAUUAGGCUGGACAGGCAUCCAAACCAGAAGCAUCUGCUUCUCCUUUUGGCAUCAGCAGUGUAAAUAAAUUGCAUUUGUGAUGUUUGGAUUCCAUAAA
Messenger RNA from Haemorhous mexicanus (house finch), 7234 nucleotides. RefSeq lists its product as uncharacterized. Gene Ontology annotation, cellular component: membrane. Gene Ontology annotation, biological process: phospholipase C-activating G protein-coupled receptor signaling pathway; positive regulation of Rho protein signal transduction. Gene Ontology annotation, molecular function: G protein-coupled receptor activity. The record is from RefSeq and is a predicted model, not a curated record. The transcript has 2 exons. Lineage: Eukaryota; Metazoa; Chordata; Aves; Passeriformes; Fringillidae. Bases 6177 to 7136 code for a protein of 319 amino acids.